This is a messenger RNA of Emericellopsis atlantica, 942 nucleotides long. RefSeq lists its product as uncharacterized. NCBI's taxonomy places the organism in Eukaryota, Fungi, Ascomycota, Sordariomycetes, Hypocreales, Bionectriaceae. The coding region runs from base 1 to 942 and encodes 313 amino acids. The record is from RefSeq and is a predicted model, not a curated record. The transcript is spliced from 4 exons.
AUGUCGUCACCGAGACGAAUCGCUGUCAUCGGCCAUCGUGGCUGGGCGAGCUCAGCCAUCUUGGGCGCAUUAGCAGCGUCGUCUGCAUCUGUCAAGGUUCUCCACCAAGCUGACUCUGAUGUCUCCGGUGUGCCUCCCCAAGUUACGACCACUCUCGUGGAUUUCGCGGACGUACCCGCGUUAGUUGAAGCACUCCGCGACAUCGAUAUUGUGAUCUCCCUCGUUGGCCCCCCUGGAGUGGAGAAGCAACAGGCUCUCGUCAAGGCAAUUCCGCAGACAAACGUCCAGCUUUUCUCACCGUCCGACCUGGCUGCUCGUUACGAUGGCCAGGGUCUGUCGAUUCCAGUGAAUAAGGCCAAGUUAGAGGUCGAAAACGCCGCCAGAAGCGCGUGCAUACCUAUUACGAUCGUACUUCCAGGCAACUUUGCCGAGUUUGCGCUAUCCACACCGGCAAUGGGGAUCGACUUGGAGAACAACAAAUUGAUACACACUAUCGACAGUGACAAGCAGUCUCUCAAUGUAUGCACCAGAUCAUACGUCGCUGCUGCAUAUGUCUCGAUAUUUGCAGAAACACCGAUAUCACAGCUGAAAGACCGCGUCAUCGGCCUUUCGGAGUUGACAUUCAGUGGCGACGAUCUUGCACAAGCGCUUCACGCAAGGCACGGGAGGUUCCCGACUCUUUUCCGCCACAGCCGUGAAAAGGUAGACUCUGAGAUUGAAGCUGCCUUGACGCAAGGCUCGCCUUUUUCUCUUCCAUGGUAUUGCCGGAAGAUUUGGGGCACGGGUCAGCAACGAACGAUGAUCGGCCAAGACAUAUGGGAGGUUCAAGACUUUCCAAAGGCUUCCCUAGAGAGUCUGGUCACUCAGGGGCAUGUGGAAUCGUAUCGUGAGCUACCAUCCUUCGUGCAGGAGUAUUUCAGAUCGACAUUCGUUGAUGGCUAG